UCAUCUUCAUCUUCAUCUUCAUCUUCUUCCUCGGAGAAAAAUUUUCAAAUCCUUUGUGUUUGUUUUUUUUCUAUCAGAGACAGAGAGAAAUGUUCUCUUCAUCUACACUCGUGUAUUCUCUAUCUCUCUUCCUCUCAAUUUCUCUCUUCUUCUUCGUCUUCCUUCUCUCUUCCUCUAACCAUAACCUCAUUUCCACCGCCGAUGACCUCGACGACCUCUCUCUCUUCCACCGCGCCUCCGUCUCUUCCUCCUCCUCCAACAACAACAACUACCGUCGUCUCAUCUCCCUCUCUUCGUCUCCUCCUCCUCCCUCUAAGAUCGCGUUUCUCUUUUUAACAAACUCCGAUCUAACCUUCUUACCUCUCUGGGAAAGCUUCUUCCAAGGUCACCGAGAUCUCUACAACGUUUACAUCCACGCAGAUCCGACCUCCUCAUCGAUCUCUCCGCUUCUCGAUUCAUCAAUCAACGCUAAAUUCAUCCCGGCGAAGAGAACCGCGCGAGCUUCACCGACGCUGAUCUCCGCCGAACGAAGGUUACUAGCCAACGCGAUCCUCGACGAUCCGAACAAUCUCUAUUUCGCUUUGAUCUCGCAACACUGUAUCCCUCUCCAUUCUUUCUCUUACAUCCACAACCACCUCUUCUCCACCGCCGCCAACUCCGACCAGAGCUUCAUCGAGAUCCUCUCCGAUGAGCCUUUCCUUGAGAAGCGAUACAUCGCAAGAGGCGAAGACGCGAUGCUUCCGGAGAUCCGGUACCAAGACUUCCGCGUUGGAUCUCAGUUCUUCGUUUUGGCGAAACGUCACGCUCUGAUGGUGAUCAGAGAGAGGAAGCUAUGGAGGAAAUUCAAAUUACCAUGCCUCGAUGUUGAGUCUUGUUACCCUGAAGAACACUAUUUCCCUACUUUGUUGUCUCUCCAGGAUCCUAAAGGAUGUAGUCACUUCACACUCACCCGUGUUAAUUGGACCGGUAGUGUUGGUGGUCAUCCUCACACCUACGGUGCUUCCGAGGUCUCGCCGCAGCUGAUUCACUCGUUGCGGAGAUCUAACUCGAGUUUAGCCUAUUUCUUCGCCAGAAAAUUCUCGCCUGAGUCACUGCAACCGCUUAUGGAGAUAGCUGAUGCUGUGAUCUUUAGGGAUUGAAUCGGUGAAAAGUAAAUUAGGUAACAUCAGGAAGGUUUUUAGGAGAAGCAGUUUGUGUUGGCCCUCGAAGAAGAGUGGCAAAUAAAGAUGGAUUACUCUGAGUGGGUGUGUGUGUGGUGUUUCAUUGACCCUGUAGAUUUCAAAAGGGUGUGAAAUUGCUGUGUGUUUUUUUUUAAGCUUUGUGAUCUUUAGGGAAGGUAGAUUUGGUAAUGGAUGUAAAAAAAAAAUGAAAAUGUAAAUAGCCCCAAAGGCAAAGUGAGAGCAACAUCAUCAUUAAGAUAAGCUAAAUCGGCUUUCUUUUGUAUUUUCAGCUCCCUUUCCAUGGGAGAGAUAGAGAAUUUGGCAAAGGUCACUUCUCUCUCUUUUGUUUCGAAAAAGUGUGAAUGGAAAAAAAAUCUUUGUUAUCACAA
Camelina sativa (false flax) is the source of this 1549-nucleotide messenger RNA. RefSeq names its product glycosyltransferase BC10. Gene Ontology annotation, cellular component: membrane. The record is from RefSeq and is a predicted model, not a curated record. Lineage: Eukaryota; Viridiplantae; Streptophyta; Magnoliopsida; Brassicales; Brassicaceae. Gene Ontology annotation, molecular function: glycosyltransferase activity.